Messenger RNA from Entrophospora sp. SA101, 1593 nucleotides. NCBI's taxonomy places the organism in Eukaryota, Fungi, Glomeromycota, Glomeromycetes, Entrophosporales, Entrophosporaceae. The record is from the annotation of a GenBank genome assembly.
AUGAACAAUUUAUUAUCAUUAUUACCAUUUUCUCCUUUAUCCUCCUUAGUAUUAGGAAAACUAGAAACAUUACAAAUUUUUUUACAAUUAAUAUACUACUUGUUAUUUUUCUUGGCCCUCAAAACAAUUUACAAUUUCGUUUACAAUUAUUCAUUUACGCCUUUAUGCAAAAUACCUGGACCAAAAUUUGCCAAAAUUUCCAACUUGCCAAUUAUUUUGAGAAGACCGCAUGGCAAGGUUUAUAAAUGGUUUUGGGAAUUACAUCAAGAGUACGGGGGUGCUGUUAGAGUCGCGCCAAAUCAUGUUUUGUUUUCUAGCAAAGAAGCUAUUAGACAAAUCCUUGUCGUCGAUAGACGUUCAUUAUCACCAGCAUUUGGCAUUAGAUACAUAUCAACACUCGAGCCAUUAAUGAACUCUUGCACAAAAUCAUUAGUAAAAAAAAUCAAUUCAAUAAUUAAAACAACUACCAAUGAAAAUUCCAACGCUACAAAUUCUAUAAUUAAUAUUUAUGGAUUAAUACAAGCCUGUACUUUGGAUAUUAUCGGGGAAGUAGCAUUUGGUGAAUCGUUUCAUUUGGUUGAGAAAGGUAUGCAUCCACUACCGAUGAAAAUAUAUUUAGAAUUAAAAAGACGUGUAAUGUGCCACACUUUUCCUUACAUGAGACCAUUUUUUAAAAAAGAUCCUUGGACUUAUGAGUUUAUUUCAAAUAUCAUCAAAGAAAGAAAAGAAUUGAAUGCCAAGGGUGGAAAACGUGAUGACUUAUUACAAAUUUUGAUCGACACGCGUGACAACGAAACAGGAAAUCCAUUGUCAGAACUUGAAAUACAAGAUCAAACCAUGGAAUUCUUAAUAGGUGGUAGUGAUACUAGUGGUUAUACAGCAAACAUGGCACUCAUAGUAUUAUUAAACCAUCCUGAGAAAUUAAGAAAAUUGGUUUCGGAACUUGAUUCAAUCUACCCGUCGGAAGAAAAUGACGAUGAUGGCGAAGGCAGAAAACAACAAUCAAAACCAAAUGGCUUAUUGAUAACUCCAACGCAUGAUUCUUUAAAAAACCUCAUAUAUCUUAAUUCAGUGUUGAAUGAGAUAUUGAGAUUGUUUCCUGUCGCGUUAGCUGGUAUUAUGAGACAAACACGUCAAGAUACUAUAAUUGAUGGAUAUUUAAUACCCAAAGAUACAAUAGUCAGUGCUUCGAUAUAUCAAGUACAUAGAGCGAAAGACAUAUGGGGUGUUGAUGCUGACGAUUUUGUACCUGAAAGAUGGAUCUUUAGUGGAGUUGAUAAUAAUAAAAAUGGUUAUAUUUUAGAAUCCGAGUUUGGAAUUAAACCAAAGACAACAAUUUCUGAUUCAAAAAAAUCCGAUUUUGCAUCAUCAUUUCAAAAAGGAUUUUAUCCAUUUUCAGCAGGAACAAGAAAUUGCAUAGGACAAACAUUUGCUUGGAUGGAAUUAAGGUUAAUUUUGGCAAGUUUAUUACUAAAUUUCGAAUUUGAAUUAAUCCCAAAUCAGGAUUUAGAUAUAAGUCACUUUAUUACACCUUCUUUAACCACCAAAAAAUACGAAGUUGGUGUAAAAUUACGAAAUAGAAUUAGGAGGUAG